GGAGGGGGGAAUCUCAGUUGUGGCUAUAACCCCUUUGAAAUACCAAAUCAAUUUUGAGAGUAGUGUCGAGAUGACAGUGUGGUUAUCCAGGGCUGAAGACAAUCAGCUUUAAGAGAAAGGCAGGAAAAGAAAGGAUAUGGCAUGACCUAAGGAAAUUAUAUAGCAAAAGGAAGAGGAGGAGAGAAGUAAAUUAGAAAUUAGAGCAGAUAUGUUUAAAUCGGGGAAAAUAGAUGAAGGGGAAUUAGGAGAAAAGAUGUCAGCUGAGAUACAAAUAGUGUGAAUAGACUGAUAUUGGAAAGGAUACAGGAUAGAAUAUCUGAACUGGGAGUUCUCUGGAGAAGGCCUCAGAAUUGGGUGAACUUCGAAUCAUGACCUCCUACAUCAUCUCAGGCUCUCUGUAGCUGCCAGCUCUACCAUGGAGAAGCUAUUGCCACUGACUGCAGGGGAAAGUGAGCCCAUUGUCCACUGUGGGGGACAUUCCCACAAGGACUGUUGUGAGCGGGUGGUGAUAAAUGUUUCUGGCUUACGAUUUGAGACCCAAGUAAAGACCUUGAGGCAGUUCCCCAAUACUUUACUGGGUGAUCCUCUGCGGCGCUUGCAAUAUUAUGAUCCAUUGCGUAAUGAAUACUUCUUUGAUCGCAACCGGCCUUCCUUUGACUCUAUUCUGUAUUAUUACCAAUCUGGAGGACGGCUUCGAAGGCCAAUCAAUGUCCCACUUGAUGUUUUUUUGGAGGAACUCAAAUUCUAUCAACUGGGUGAAGAAGCUCUCACUAAAUUUCGUGAUGAUGAAGGAUUCAUUAAGGAAGAAGAGCAACCUAUGCCUGAGAGAGAAUUUUUCAAACAAGUGUGGCUACUCUUUGAACAUCCAGAGAGCUCCCAGGCUGCCCGCAUCAUUGCCAUCAUUUCAGUUAUGGUCAUUCUUAUCUCCAUCGUGAUUUUUUGCUUGGAGACUUUACCUGAGUUUCGGGAUGAGAGCGACAUGUCUUUGCCACUUGUCCACCAUCAUUUGAAUACCAGUGUGUCACAUGCAGUGCCAACGAAGGCUCAUUCUGAAGAUCCUUUCUUCAUUGUGGAAACCAUUUGCAUCUGUUGGUUCUCCUUUGAACUCCUGGUGCGAUUCAUAGCCUGCCCAAGUAAGCCAGCUUUCUUCAAGAAUAUCAUGAACAUGAUUGAUUUUAUAGCCAUCAUACCUUACUUUGUUGCCCUUGGUACAGAGUUUGCACGCCAACGUGGGGUAAGCCAACCUGCCAUGUCAUUGGCUAUCCUCAGAGUUAUCCGGUUGGUGAGAGUCUUUAGAAUCUUCAAACUCUCCAGACACUCCAAAGGAUUGCAAAUCCUAGGUCAGACGCUUAAAGCCAGCAUGAGGGAACUGGGCUUGCUCAUCUUCUUCCUCUUCAUUGGAGUCAUCUUGUUCUCCAGUGCUGUCUAUUUUGCAGAAGCUGAUCAUGACAAGUCAAAUUUCUCCAGCAUCCCUGCUGCCUUCUGGUGGGCUGUGGUUACCAUGACAACUGUGGGAUAUGGUGACAUGUACCCUGAAACUAUGGGAGGCAAAAUUGUGGGGUCUCUUUGUGCCAUUGCUGGAGUACUCACUAUCUCGCUUCCAGUACCUGUCAUUGUUUCCAACUUCAGCUACUUUUAUCACCGAGAAACUGAUUGUGAAGAUCAAGGUCAAUAUACCCACAUUACAACAUGUCCAUAUACCCCACCACCAUCCCCAGAAAUUGCUGCCAUCCAAAGGAAAGCUCAUGUCCAUGAGAAAGCUCUACAUAGGGAGAAACAUGGCGACAAAGAACUCAUUGUACCCAAUUCAGAACUUCUAGAUGGUAUGGUGCCUACAGGCAAUUCAGAAGUGCCCAACAAACGUCUUGUGACCCAAGUGUGAUCAUCUCAUCUGCCCAAGCAAUUCUUGUCUGCUACAUGCCUUUCUUUACUUCAUCUCAGCAUAUUUAACUUGAAAGUUCUGCAUAAUAAGGCUGUGAGCCAGAAGUCUGAUCUGUUGUUGUGCUUAAAACUAGUAAUGAGUUCAGAGAUUUAGAGGGGAGGGUUUGGAAUGGGACAAGUUACAAUGGGCUGCCAAAGGAUCAGAUUUUAUACAUAGCAAGAAAAAUGAAUUAAUUGCAAAGAAGCAGUUCAACGAACACAUAUUCUGCCAUAUUGUUCUUUCUUAAGUUGGAGUUGCAAUCAAUCAAAAAAGGUUCUUUCUGCUUCUUUUAUUUCCCUUUACUCUGUUACCUCCCAUCCUUAUGUGACUCAAAAGAGCACGAAGAUGCCUUCCUGAAACCACAGUACUGUGUUCUUGGGUUACAUCUGCUGGAUCGUUCAAUGGAACAUACCCAGGACAAGCAGACCCCAAAUAGCAAGCGUGGGGAUAAAUAAGGGAGUGCUAUCAGGCAGUCAUUUUUGAUUCAGGAUAUUACAGGCAACAUUGUCAUCAUACUAAUAAAGAACUGUAAAUACAUCUCUAGGAGAAGGCCUGCUGCUGCUCUGCUGUUGCUGUUGCUGUUGCUGUUGCUGCUGCUACUACUACUACUUCUACUUCUUCUUCUUCUACUACUACUACUACAGGUUUUUCAUCAGCCUACUUUCCUAACAUAGGACUUCUUUACUUAGAUUAUACAACAGAUAAAUUGUCUUCAUGUUUCUGGAAAUUUACUUUGAAAAUUGCUCUUGUUUUUUUAAGCAAUAGCAAAAUUGUAGUAGUUGUAUAAUGUGUUUUAGAAACUACUUUAUUAUUUCUGAAAUUUAGUGCAACCCUCCUCUUAGCACAUUCUUCUGCUUCCAUGUUCAGUCCUCCACAAAGAAAAGCGACAAUUUAAUAUAACAUUAAAACCAAGAUCAACCCUGUUAGCUACGGUAUACCUCAAACCAGCUCAACUUUAAAAAAGCAGGGUAAAGGAGCUUAGAUUGAGUGACAGUGUGGGUGCACAUAUGCAUCUUUGAGACAGCAUUGACUCGUAUUAAUUACUAGGAUUAGUCUGUCCAGUUUUUUGACAAGAUUUUUGGAAAUGGUUUUCUAUUACCUCCUUCCUAGAGUUAAAGAGAACAACUAGCCCAAAGUCACCCAACUGGCUUUAUCUCUAAGGCAGAAAUCUCCUGGUUUCUAGCCUGGUGCUUUAAUCACAAACUGACUCUCCUUAGAAUAUCAUUAAAGAGCAGCAACUGAUUAUUAUUUAAUCCCUCAUUCAGCACUGUUGUUUCUUUUACCUAUGGUGCCAAAAAAUUGUGCGUUGUUCCUGGACAACUCAACAGUUUUUCUUUACAAAUAUGCACAAUUCAUCAUGCUCUUCCAUUGCUUUUUAUACUUAUGGAACAAAAACCCUCUUGGUUCAAUUUAACCACUGUCAAAUUCAUUCAGGGAGAACACAGACCUUUCCCAUCAAAAGCUAGUUAACUGUUAAAAGCCUUAGCUUUUAAUUCAAGUUAACCUUCUGCUAGCUAUUCUCAAGCACUUUCUUUUACUUCAUGUUUUAAAAUACCAGCUUUUUCCAACUUUAUCUCUUCCAUGUUCACUAGAUUGCAGCUCUAUUCUUUCUGGCUGGAAUUUUUAAACCUGUAGACCAAUAGUUAUAGAGGGCACUAGACUGGGAAUGAUUGGCUUAAACUUUAAAGAUAAAUCCUUUUUUAGUUAUCCCAUGAAAUAUUCAUAGGGAAUGGAAAGAAGGGUGGUUCUGAAAGUCUUAAUAAUAAAUACCCAUCAGCUGGGAAAAAGUUAAACUGAAAAAGAGAAAGAUCUCUCUAGCCCUCAUUUCCCAGAAACUUUUACUUGUCUUAAUAAAAUUUGUAUUACACUAGUCUUAAAAUGAGAGAAAGGGAAGAGUUUACAUUUUUGGUCAAACAAUAGCACUUUCUCUUAAUUAUACUUGUUUUAUCUUAAAGUAAGGCAAAAAGAACUAUAUAAAUAAAAAAGCUUCUUGAGCUCAAUUAAGCUUAAAGAACAGAGUGUGAAUAAGUGAAUCUAAACAAUAGUGUGAGUUGCGUGAGUGAGUACAGAGGCUACAAAUAUCUCAACAGAAAUGCAAUACAAUAGAAAUGGCUGGUAAGUGAAUAAUGUUGUAAGUUUAAAAAUAUUAUAGCUACAGUUAAAUUAUCCUCCUGCCCAUUUCUUAAAUCAGGAAUAUAGUGACAAAGUAGUGCUAUGUAGAAUAUGUUGUUAAAAAGAAUGGGCAGAGUACGGUGAAGAGGUGCCAAGAAGACAGGAUUCCUGGAUCUUCCUCUUGGAAGGGGAAGGUUCAGCAAAUGGAAUGGGUCAGCCAGAGUGAACAUAACAAGAGCCUGCUGGACCAGACCAACAUCUAUCUACCCCAGUAUCUGUUUUCAGUAAUGGUGCUGUCUGAGUAAGUUGGACUUUGGUUCCUAUAAAACUUGGGAAGUUUGAAAGUUGAUAUCCAGUGUUUCAAAAAAAACCAAAAAACUGAUUGAGCAAGGUUUGACUUGGCAGUAAACCAACGCUUUAAUAGAGUUGUCACAUAUGAGUGAUAUAAUUUAGUUUUUAAAAUAAUUCCUGUUUUCUACUAGUACACUAAAGAAAUGGGCAGAGCAAAAACACUACAGAAUUAUAAUUUUAAACUUAAUGACAAACUAUGUUUAAAAGGAGAUUUGUAAAUAGUGUUUGUUGCUGAAAAAAUAAGACAAAUAAAACACACUAUGGCUAAAUGUACUAAGAGAA
Messenger RNA from Notechis scutatus (mainland tiger snake), 4666 nucleotides. It is a transcript of the gene KCNA7, whose product is annotated as potassium voltage-gated channel subfamily A member 7. Gene Ontology annotation, molecular function: protein binding; delayed rectifier potassium channel activity. NCBI's taxonomy places the organism in Eukaryota, Metazoa, Chordata, Lepidosauria, Squamata, Elapidae. Gene Ontology annotation, cellular component: membrane; voltage-gated potassium channel complex. Gene Ontology annotation, biological process: potassium ion transmembrane transport; action potential; protein homooligomerization. The record is from RefSeq and is a predicted model, not a curated record.